Hyphopichia burtonii NRRL Y-1933 is the source of this 774-nucleotide messenger RNA. RefSeq lists its product as uncharacterized. Bases 44 to 340 code for a protein of 98 amino acids. The record is from RefSeq and is a predicted model, not a curated record. Lineage: Eukaryota; Fungi; Ascomycota; Pichiomycetes; Serinales; Debaryomycetaceae. The transcript has a single exon.
GCGAUUCACCCGAGUGCUGGACCCUCAGCUUUGACUUGACGAAAUGAGUGACAAGAACCACGAGCCACCAAAGACAUCUGCCACCGAACAGCAACAACAGGAAGCACUACUUCUUGAACUUGAAAUCAUACUUUCUACAGUUAAACAAAUCGAUACCAACUUAAUACGAUCAAUUGAACUAUUACAGAAUACCGUGUCGGUAGACCUCGAGCAGCAAAACAGAGCACGGGCAAGGUUGACUGGUACAGAAAAACAACAAAUUGAUAUAAACUUUAUUGAUAUGAUUAAAAGAAAUACUGCUACCAUCUCUAAUAUCCUAGAGACGUUAGACAGUUUGUGAAGUAGAUAAUAAAGAACGAAGUUAACGAAAGAAAGAAAAAAAAAAAAAGAUAAACGCGACAUUUGAAUACGCGUUAAACGACAAUUUUUUUACGCUCUCUUUUGAUUCUGAAAUAACAAAUCUUUCUUUAUAGAGAGUAUAGGAUGGAUCAACAGCAGUCUAAGUUGGUUGAACAGUACCAGGAGGCCAAGCUUCAGAAACAGUUGGAUCAGGACGAUGAAGAAGUCAAUAGUGACGAUGAUGAACUAUUAGAAUUAUUGGAACAGGAUGAUACCUUGGCAAAAUAUAGAGAUGAAAGAAUACAAGAGUUGAAAAAAGAAUUCAAUCGCAUUGAUAAUGCCACUGCUGGAGAACAAUAUGGAAAUAUGAUUACAAUUGAAGAUGAAAAACAGUUAAUGGAAACUGUCACUUCAAAUGAAUACACCCUUGUUCAC